AUGCAGCCCCUCUUCGCGUUCGCGAGCCUUGCCCUCGCAGGGUUGCUGGCAACACCCCUGGUCUGUGCUGCUGCCGUGCCGUCGCUCGCGUCCCUUGGCAGCGAUAUUUCGCUGCUGUAUAACAAUGACCUCGAUGUGUUCACCGCGCCGACGCAUCGUAGUGCGCUACUUCUCUCCGCUCCGCGGUUCCAACGAGAUGCUGCAAGCGCGUGUUCAGCGCUCGGGGAGACGCUUCUGCCCGUGAACAAAACGUUCUUCAAGAACGACCUGGUGCCCUCCCUGCAGUAUCAAGUCUUCCAACGCAAUUUCCCGUCGAAUCAGCAGUUCUGGGUAGCGAACGAGGGACGCGUCUGUCAAGUGGUCAACGCACAAGGGGUCGUUAGCUCGUCCCUCACUUGUCUGCGGGCCCUGCCUGCUCUGUGCUCCCAGAGCGCCGGGUUCCGUGCUGCUGCCGCUGCCGAGUCCUCUUUGACGGUGCAUUCGCAGGACUUGACCGUCACUGGGUUCCGCGACCAGACGUCCUUCAAGUUCUUCGGUAUUCCCUAUGCGAACCCACCCGUGCGGUUCGAAUAUCCCACCGCGUAUACUGGCAACAAGACGAUCGACGCCCGCAACUUCCGCUCUCAGUGCAUACAGGCGGGCACCACCACCGGCAGCGAGGACUGUCUUUUCUUGAACAUAUGGACCCCGUUCAUCCCAUCGCCGGCCAGCCGCACGCCCCUGAAAGCGGUCAUGUUCUGGAUCCACGGCGGCGCGUUCACAGGCGGAACCGGGAGCGACUCGACGUUCGAAGGCAGCAGCCUCGCCUCGCGCGGGGACGUCGUGCUCGUGACCAUCAACUACCGCCUCUCGACGCUCGGCUUCCUCGCGCUCGACGACGGCAAGACGAACGGGAAUUUCGGCAUUGCGGACCAGAUCGUUGCGCUCGAGUGGGUGCAUGAACACAUCGCCGCGUUUGGCGGCGACAAGGACCGCAUCACGAUCUUCGGCCAGUCUGCGGGCGCGGCGUCGGUGCGCGCUCUGAUGGGCUCCCCGAAGGCAAUUGGGAAGUACGCCGCGGCGGUGCCGAUGAGCAACCUCGCGGGCGCGAACUACGCGACGACCUACUCGCUCUACUAUACGAUCCCGCAGGAGGUUUCACUCGUCGCCAACCCCAUCCUGGCUGCUGUAGGAUGCAACGCCUCUGGCACUGAUGCGCUCGCGUGUAUGCGCGCCGCUGAUCCCCAUACGCUGGUCAGCUUGCCCACCGUCGCAAGGUUCCUCGUGGUCGAUGGAACUUUCAUCACAUCCAAACAGCUUCCUCUGGACCGGUCGGGUCCUAUAGCCAAUGUGCACACCAUGAUGGGGUUCAUGCGCGACGAUGGCGCUGCCUUCAUCGGCUUCCCGGCCAAUGGGAAUUUGACAGCAGGCCUACUCGGCGCAUCGCUAAACACCACGGUUGUCAAUAACCCCCUCUUCCCCGAGCCAUCCGGACAAAACGCCACUCUGAACGUGUUCAACGUCACCGCUGGCGUCACGACGGAUGUCGAGUUCCGCUGCCUGGAUCAAGCCACCGCCUUCUCCGGCGUCUCGCACAACCUCUUCAAGAACGUCUGGUUCUACGAGUUCAACCGCAGCUACCAAACGCCCGGAUUCUCUCCGAACUUCCCGGUCUGCGAGGCACCUAUCACCGCCGACAGUCCGUUCGGAGACACGUCGCAAGAAUACUUCAAGUGUCACUCGGGCGAGCUCUACUACGUCUUCGGCUCGCUGCCCGAGAGCCUCCCGUACCGCGACGCGCAGGACCUACCGUUCAUGCAGCGCAUGGUCGACAUCUGGUCGUCCUUCGCGCGCACGUUCGACCCGAACCCGGACCCGCGCUUCCUCGCCGCGCGCGGCUUCACGGGCACCGCGCAGCAGCUCGCGAGGGAGAGCAGGUGGGAGCCGGUGACGAAGGCGAGCCUGCAUGGCGCGCCUGUGCGGGAGCUGCAGUGGGACAGCGUCAUGACGCCGUUCGGGUCGCAGGCACAGUGCCAGUUCUUGGGCUUUCCGCUGACGUUUUACGGGUAA
Molecule: messenger RNA, 2049 nt
Organism: Trametes versicolor FP-101664 SS1
Lineage: Eukaryota; Fungi; Basidiomycota; Agaricomycetes; Polyporales; Polyporaceae
Product: carboxylesterase from carbohydrate esterase
Exons: 7
Coding region: 1-2049 (682 amino acids)
Source: RefSeq, a predicted model, not a curated record